This is a messenger RNA of Otolemur garnettii (small-eared galago), 405 nucleotides long. RefSeq names its product methyltransferase like 17 (gene METTL17). The transcript has 3 exons. Lineage: Eukaryota; Metazoa; Chordata; Mammalia; Primates; Galagidae. The record is from RefSeq and is a predicted model, not a curated record. Bases 5 to 385 code for a protein of 126 amino acids.
AACCAUGGCGACCGCGCGGGGACUUGGAUGUCUCUUGAAGUUAGGCAGAUGGUGCCGCUGCUUUCGAGUACCUCCCCAGUCCAGGGCACUCGCUGCGCUGGUGCCUGGCGUGACCCGGGUCGAUGACAAGACCGAUUUUCUGGAGAAGCUGCACUAUCGCAAGCACCCUGGCAUCUUGAAGUUACCGCACGUGCGGCUGCCGCAGGCACUGGCUAACGCGGCGCAGUUACUGCUGCUGGAGAGCGCGAUCCCGAAUGUGGAGAAACAGGUGCAAACACUGACCAAUUAUCUCUGGAGUCGGCAUUUACCUGUAGAGUCAGCGGACUUGCAAAGACGGGCUAUGCAUCUUGAGAAAAAAAUUCUGGGCACUCAAGGUGGGACUUAAUAAUUAAAGAGUAAACCAGA